AUGUUGCUUUGUGUUAGCUUACACCGGGCUGCAACUAAUUACAUGCAUACCAUUCAAGCUCAAGUACUGUACGCCCAAGGAGGAGAGCUGGACCACAGUCACAGGGAUACUAAUAAUGUGACCGGGAGGUGCAUAGAGAGGGAAAGGCAAGCACUCCUUGCAUUCAAACGUGGCCUGGUGGAUGAGUCCGAUCUCCUCUCUUCAUGGGGUUCAGAAGCCCAAAAACAAGAUUGUUGCAGAUGGGUGGGAGUUUCAUGUGGCAACCAGAGGGGCCAUGUGAUUCAAGUUGAUCUUCAUGGACUGUAUUCUUUGCAAGGUAAGAUGAUUAGUCCUAAACUGAUUGAGUUGCACUAUUUACAAAAUUUGGACCUUGAUGGGGUUAAUUUCACUGGGAUCCCAGUUCCAGAUUUCAUUGGUUCUCUAACCAAUUUAAGAUACCUCGAUCUGUCUUUUACUUAUUUUGGAGGCAAGUUUCCAAGUCAGGUCGGAAAUCUUACGAACUUGCAGUAUCUUGCCUUAGAAGCUAAUGACUUUACAAAUGCAGAAAAUCUUGACUGGCUUCCUCUUCUUUCGUCAUUAAGAUAUUUGGACUUGAAUUUCGUGAAUCUCAGCAAUGUUUAUGAUUGGCCGGAAGCCAUCAAUAAGCUUCCUGAACUAUCAAACUUGACACUAGAGGGCUGUGAUCUUUCUUCUCCAAGUUUGGAUCUAUCUUCUAACUCGCUAGUUUUAGACAUCCAUGCUGAUUGGAUUCCUCCUUUCCAACUGGACUACAUAAAUUUGGGGUCUUGCAAGAUGGGUCCAGAUUUCCCAAAAUGGCUUCAAACUCAAAAAAAAUUCUCAUUCCUUGAUAUUUCUAAUGCUAAAAUUUCCGACAUCCUUCCAAGUUGGUUUUGGAGUUUAUGUCGUAAUGUGACAUUUAUGAAUCUCGCAAGAAACCAAAUUGGAGGUACAUUGGUAAAUUUGACAUUUGAAUUUUCGUAUUUCCCUACAGUGCAUCUGAGUUCGAACCAAUUGGAAGGUCCAAUCCCCUCAUUUCUAUCAAAAACCUUAAAUCUGGAUCUCUCUAAUAAUACACUUUCAGGGUCAAUUUCGUUCUUGUGUUCAAGUGCAGCUAUGUUUUUAGACUUUCUUGACCUCUCAAACAACAAUGUUUCUGGACAAGUUCCAGAUUGCUUGACAUAUUUGAAAAAUCUAGUCAUGCUUGAUUUGAGUUACAAUGCUUUGUCCGGGAAUAUUCCUACAACAAUAGGCUCUGUAUUUUGGAUUGAAACGCUCAAAUUAAGAAGCAAUAGAUUUGUGGGACAAUUUCCUUCGUCAUUGAAGAAUUGCACACGUUUAAAAGUCAUUGAUGCUGGGGAUAAUAAAUUAUCCGGACCAAUACCUAAAUGGUUAGGGGUUAGCUUAAAGGAUUUGGUUAUCCUGAUGCUUUCGUCUAAUCACUUCAAUGGAAGCCUGCCCUCACAAUUAUGCGAUCUAACACACAUUCAAAUUUUGGAUUUAUCUAUAAACAAUAUCUCUGGAAGCAUACCCAAAUGUCUCAACAAUCUGACUACUCUAGCUCAGAAAGGAAAUCCAAGUUUGAACAUCUCACAUUUUGUUUACAUAAAUAGUAAUAAUAGUUCAAUUAGUGCUGUAUAUGAGGAGGAUGCAACAUUCAUGUGGAAGGGAAGAAUGUACUCAUACAAAAACACAUUGGGACUGGUGAAGAGAAUUGAUUUGUCAAGCAAUAGAUUAAUAGGGGAGAUUCCAAGUGAAAUCACUCAUCUUGUUGGGUUGGUUUCUUUAAACCUAUCGGGAAACCAAUUAACAGGUCAAAUCACUCCAGAGAUUGGAAACUUGCAGUCACUGGACGCCAUUGAUUUGUCAAGAAACCAGAUAGAAGGAAGAAUUCCAACAAGCCUUUCGCGGAUUGAUCGUCUUAGUGUCUUGGACUUGUCAUUUAAUAAUUUGUCUGGCAAAAUUCCCAUCGGAACUCAGCUCCAAGGCUUUGAUCCCUCUGUUUAUGCUGGAAAUCCUCAACUUUGUGGACCUCCACUUAAAAAGACAUGUGCUGAUCAAAAUGUGCAAACUGACUUGAGCAAUCAAGAGGAUGAUGAGGAUGAGCUUAUAACACUGGGAUUUUACAUCAGUAUGGGGCUUGGGUUUGCAGCUGGAUUUUGGGGAGUUUGCGGCACUUUGAUAUUUAAGAGGUCAUGGAGAUAUGCAUACUUCGAGUUCGUAAAUGGUUUAAAUGAUUGGCUUUAUGUGCAAGUAGCUUUGAUCAAGCGGCAACUAAAGGAUAUGCUUAGUAGAUAA
Prunus armeniaca (apricot) is the source of this 2295-nucleotide messenger RNA. The record is from the annotation of a GenBank genome assembly. NCBI's taxonomy places the organism in Eukaryota, Viridiplantae, Streptophyta, Magnoliopsida, Rosales, Rosaceae.